Molecule: messenger RNA, 2711 nt
Organism: Homalodisca vitripennis (glassy-winged sharpshooter)
Lineage: Eukaryota; Metazoa; Arthropoda; Insecta; Hemiptera; Cicadellidae
Product: polymerase delta-interacting protein 2-like
Exons: 8
Coding region: 199-1281 (360 amino acids)
Biological process (GO): error-free translesion synthesis
Cellular component (GO): nucleus; mitochondrial nucleoid
Molecular function (GO): DNA binding
Source: RefSeq, a predicted model, not a curated record
CUUUAUUUCACUUACAUGUACGUACUUGAAUCGAAUCGUUGAAUCAAAAUUAGACAUUUUCGACUGUGGUUUGGAUGUGGGUUGUUUUACAGUCAGUUAGGUGUUUUGAGACUUAUAAGAUUAUUUUAAUUAAAUAACAUGUGGAUUUACUUUUCAUGUUAAUUUAUACUGAUUUGAAGAAUUCGUAAAUAAGUUAUAAUGAGUGUUUUAACGACAAUAGUGAAACUUGUCAAGAAAAACCUGAUGAAAAUUGAUCCAGUUGUGAAGUCAAAAUAUGCCGGUUAUGCAAAAUUAGUAGAAAUUGGGCGCCUGGAGCCACUGAAGACGACCGGGAACUAUGAGACAGGCCAAUUAUUUCUGCACAAAGUGUUUGGCUAUAGAGGAGUCAUACUGUUCCCCUGGUUAGCCAGGGUGUAUGAUAGAGACAUCCCUAACAAGAAACCAAAAACGAUAGAACCAGAAAUGCCUUCAGUUACAGGUAAAGAAGUCAAAAGUAAGACACACACUUACUACCAAGUGUUAAUUGAUGCCCGUGAUUGCCCUUUCAUAACUCUCUACCGGGCGAACUACCAGAGGUGGAGAUUUAGUAAAGAGUUUCUGCAAGAAAGGGCUCAAGCUGAAGCGGUGACUUUCUUGGGCAAUCAGGACAGUAGCAGAAGCCUGUACGCUAUACCUGGAUUAGACUACGUUGCUCAUGAGGAUAUUAUACCAUACAAAACCACCAACAAACAGCCUCUCCAACACGAACUCUUUGAUAAAUUCUUGGUGCAUCAACCAGAUAAAGAACCCCAAUAUGGUGCUUUGGAGACCCUUCGGGCCUGGCAGCAGAAGAACCAUCCCUGGUUGGAGUUAUCUGAUGUCCACAAAGAAACUACUGAAAAUGUGAGAAUUACGGUGAUCCCUUUCUACAUGGGUUGUAGAGAAUCUCCAACAUCAUCAGUUUACUGGUGGCGCUAUUGCAUCCGUCUAGAGAACCUCGGAGACAUGUCUGUUCAACUGAGGGAGCGUCACUGGCGGAUAUUCAGUCUGUCCGGAACACUGGAGACUGUCCGAGGGAGAGGAGUGGUGGGGCAGGAGCCUGUGCUCAGUCGCAGUCUUCCCGCUUUUCAGUACAGUAGCCACGUCAGCUUGCAGGCACCGAGUGGUCACAUGUGGGGUACCUUCAGGAUGGAGAGAGAGGAUGGGUAUACAUUUGAUUGCAGAAUUCCUCCAUUCUCUCUGGAAAGUAAAGGUGAUGAGACUACUUCUUCAGGGACUCCAACCAGUUCAGAAUCCGAAUAGUCCACGAUGUAGCUGGCCUGACCAUCAUAAUCUUUACUUCUAAUUCAUUUUCAAUAUUUAUGUUUUUCAAAGGGGAUCAGAAACUUUGCUCUGCCAAAUCUUUUAGAAUUGUAUUUUUGGCAUAACUUUAUUGGUAACCGGAUGAUUUUAAAGCAUUGAUCGACUCGAUGCUCGGCUCGAAUUUAAUUAACUAAUUUACACGUAUGGCUUGUAAGGUUAACAUGUUAUGACAAAUUUACGCUCAGCAAGUGAGAGAUUCAAUUCUUACUUAAAUUUUAUAUAUAUAUGUUAACUUACCCUUGUUUUAACUGAUAGUUGUUCAGGAUUAUAAUUUAAUAUAGGAAGUAUGUCGGGUUAGUUUUGGUUUUUUUUAUUUUGCAAAGUAACUUUGCGAUUUUUAAUUAAGUAAAAGGAACUAUACAUUAUGAUAAUUCCUUCCAAUAAAAUCAGCUAAGUUCUGAAUUUGACUAAAUAUUUUUAUUAUUGCUAUUAACAAUAACAUUGGAUACCAAUAGACAGACACUAAGAGUACAAUUUGAUACUCUUAUCACAACACUAUUGAAACAUACAUCACAUUGAUUCACCAGUUUUCUCCAUUGCCAACACCAGUGUUUAAAAAUGCUGGUGUCCCAAUUUUAUUAUAGAAACCCGCCAAUGUUAUAAAAUGCCUGUGAUGCUAAAAAAACUUUUAAGAUGGUUGUUAAACCCUUUGGCGUUCUUAAAUUUUUAGCAAACUCUGGCAAUCUUAAAACUGCUGUUAUAUAUCGAUUCACAAAAUCUGUAUAAAAGCAAUGAAACCGUUAUUCAAUAUUUAACACAAGCAACUUAAUAAUAAUGUGUCAUAAUUUUCUUUAUAAAAUCUGUCUUUGUAAUGUUUAAUCAACAUUUUAAUGUUUUAACAAAUGUAUUAUUUUUUUAUGAUGCAAAGAUUUAAAAUUAUAAUUCCUUUAUCUAGUACUUAAUAUUAAAAAUUGUUCAUGAGUUGUACUGAAUUGAAUUCAGUAGUAUUGAAUUAUAUUUGGGUAAAAUUCAUACCUGUACUGUACUGAACUAAACAGGCACAAACUCAUAGCUUUGUUAUUUUUCCCCAGGAGAAACUAAGUUCAUUUCGUAACUGCUAAAAUGUUCAGGUCUGUCUACAAUGUCUUGUCACACACAUAAUUCAAUGUAAUUGUUUUGUUUGAAAGGAAUUGUUUAAUUACACCCUAUUAUUUUGAACUAAAUAUAAAAAUUGUUUUAGCCAUACAUUGCUUUUAAUUUAGUUGAAUUGUAGUUAAUUACCUAAUAUCCAAAAUGUAAUGUAUAGUAUUAUUUAAGAUUUUGUAGAAAGUUGUAAACAUGUUAUUUUGUUUGUUUCCCUAGAUUGUUCUUGUAAAUUUGCAUAGAAUUGUAAAUAACUUGUUAAAUAAAAUUUUUUGAAAUAAUUGAAC